This is a messenger RNA of Guillardia theta CCMP2712, 654 nucleotides long. RefSeq lists its product as hypothetical. The coding region runs from base 148 to 633 and encodes 161 amino acids. Lineage: Eukaryota; Cryptophyceae; Pyrenomonadales; Geminigeraceae. The transcript has a single exon. The record is from RefSeq and is a predicted model, not a curated record.
GUGAAUGUGCAAUUCACUGAGAAGUCUCAUAAUAGAAAAUUGAACGGGGAACAAUGUGCCCGAUUCGUCAAAAAUGCCGCAGUGGUUAUCAAUACCCUUUACAGCGAUCCUGCCUAUGCAGAUGACAGAGAACAAUGGACUCAAGUAAUGCAAGAAUGGGACUUGCUAAGCAGCAUGCUGAAGUGUCAAGAAAUUGAAAAAAUUGAAAACCUGAAUUUUGAAAUCGGUUUGACCGUUCCAGUAAGAUUGAGAAAUCUCAUGCUCAACAUUAUCGAUCUGGUUGGAGAUCCUACUUUGAUGCAGUCAUUCUACUUCCACUCGCUCCUUGUUGGGCACAUUGGCCAACAAUUCUACGACCGUUUGGUACAAUAUGGGAUCCCUCUUGGAUUACUGAACAUUAGUAACGUCGAGAAUCGCCACAGACAUUUUGGAAGACCUUCAUAUCUUCAAGUCCAACCAGAGGUGAAUGCAUUCGUCUCAAAGAAACGUCGCCGUGAAGGAGAACAUGAACCUUUGAUGGAGUCGCGCCAAGCAGCCUGGUCUUACUACGCCUUAGCAUCGCUGAGCAUGGUAAGUUGGUUCAAUUUAGAACGCAAAGCAAAACAAUUACAAGUGGUUUUGAAUAGUACAUAAAUGAAAAUUUUAUUUCUGUGC